Molecule: messenger RNA, 2578 nt
Organism: Rhodamnia argentea
Lineage: Eukaryota; Viridiplantae; Streptophyta; Magnoliopsida; Myrtales; Myrtaceae
Product: ankyrin repeat-containing protein At5g02620
Exons: 4
Coding region: 604-2232 (542 amino acids)
Cellular component (GO): plasma membrane
Molecular function (GO): protein phosphatase 1 binding; protein phosphatase regulator activity
Source: RefSeq, a predicted model, not a curated record
GCGAUCGUUGUCAUCAUCACUCGCGCGUCUAGCAAAGUUCUCACCUUUAUUGGCUCCCUGCAGGUGCGAUUCAUGUAAAAACCCAAACGAUCCACGACAAAAGCCGUUGUGAACAUGUGUUACGCAUAACGUUGUUUUAUUCCCUCUUCCUCCUUUUAAAUGAGUUAGAAAGGACGACGCUUGAAAAGUUUCUGGGUGCUGUUCUUUCCUCUCCCAAGAAAUUCCUUUGCGGGAAGGGGGGGCUGUUUCGAUGAUCCCCUGAGCCAUGUGGGUUUCUCUCCGCAUCAGCUGCAAGGGGGAGGGAACAAGAAACGGAGAGCUCACUCGUACCUGACUCAGGGUGUUGAUUGGGGUGCGAGAUAUGCCAAAACCAGGAUAUCGUGAGAUGAAGGAAUGAGAAACAAGAGAAGGUUUCUGUCUCAUCGUGGGGUUCCUUAGGAGUUGUCAUUACCUCAUUCUGAGCUGGGACUGCUGGAUGCGAAUUACCCUACUUUGUGGGGUUGAAAGCGCGAUUGUCGUCUUGUGUUCGAUGGGAAGGAGAGGGAAAUCCAUAUCGCCGAGCAGAAGAGGUUAAGGACAGAGAUUUUGCGCGAUUAAAUAGGCAUGGAGGCACCAGCUGGGCAGCCAAGCCAGCCCCGGAAGAAGAUGACCAAACAGUUGACAGGGAAGCGGGACGACACGCCCCUGCAUUCCGCGGCGAGAGCGGGCAAUCUGGCUGUGAUAAUGGAAAUCAUUUCUAAAGCCAGUGAGGCAGAAGCAGAGUUGAAGGAAUUGCUGGAGAAGCAAAACCAAGCUGGAGAAACUGCCCUUUACGUUGCAGCCGAAUAUGGCUACGUCGACCUUGUGAGGGAGAUGAUCGAGCACUAUGAUCUAGCCGAUGCAGGAAUCAAGGCAAGAAAUGGCUUUGAUGCGCUACACAUUGCGGCCAAACAAGGGGAUUUGGAAAUACUAAAGGUACUCUUGGAGGUGCAUCCGGAACUGGCGAUGACGGUGGAUGUGUCGAACACAACAGCGCUUCACACAGCUGCGACGCAAGGCCAUAUCGAUGUCGUGAAUGUGUUGUUGGAGUCCGGAAGUGGGUUGGCAACAAUAGCGAGAAGUAAUGGGAAAACAGCAUUGCAUUCAGCCGCCAGAAAUGGGCAUUUGGAGGUGAUAAAGUCACUUCUUGAUAGAGAGCCUAGUAUUGUGACUCGUGUAGAUAAAAAGGGGCAGACAGCAUUGCACAUGGCUGUUAAGGGUCAGCGUGUUGAAGUGGUGGAUGUGUUGAUAAGAGCAGAUCCAUCCUUAAUCAACAUGGUAGAUACAAAGGGCAACACCUCAUUGCACAUAGCGACCCGGAAGGGCAGAGAUCAGAUUGUUCGGUUGCUGCUCGGUUGCAGUGAGACUAGCACAGGAAUGAUCAACCGGUCUGGCGAGACCUCCCUUGAUACAGCAGAAAAAAUGGGUCACUCCAACAUCGCGACCAUUCUCCGGGAGCACGGCGUGCAGAGUGCCAAGGCCCUCCAGCCACAAGCAACCAGUGCUGCCCGUGAGCUGAAACAAACUGUGAGCGACAUAAAGCAUGAAGUCCACUACCAGCUCGAGCACACCCGCCAAACAAGAAAACGAGUCCAGGGCAUCGCCAAGCGCAUCAAUAAAAUGCACGCUGAAGGCCUCAACAAUGCCAUCAACUCCACAACUGUGGUGGCUGUCCUCAUUGCCACUGUCGCUUUUGCAGCCAUCUUCACCGUCCCAGGCCAAUACGUGGAUGACCCUACUGAUAUUCCACCGGGCCUUUCUCUCGGGGAAGCGAAUAUUGCCCCACAAGUUCCGUUUGUGAUUUUCUUUAUUUUUGACUCGGUUGCUCUCUUCAUAUCCCUGGCUGUGGUGGUGGUCCAAACGUCGGUCGUGGUCAUCGAGAGCAAAGCGAAGAAGCAGAUGAUGGCGAUCAUUAACAAGUUAAUGUGGCUGGCCUGCGUGAUGGUCUCGGUGGCAUUCUUGGCACUCUCAUUUGUGGUGGUCGGUCAGAAAGAAAGGUGGUUGGCAAUAGGGGUGACCAUCAUAGGGACAACCAUUAUGGCCACAACUCUCGGCACGAUGAUUUAUUGGGUCAUAAGGCAUCGGAUCGAGGCCUCCAACAUGAGGAACAUAAGGAGGUCUUCAUUGGGAAGUAGGUCAAGGUCUUGGUCGGUUUCAGUGAUGUCGGAUUCGGAGAUCAUCACCAAUGAAUAUAAGAAGAUGUAUGCGAUAUAAAUAAAUUACAUCAGAUGGAAAAGAAAGCCCGAGAUCUUCUCAGCUCGGGAGGAUAGCGCAUCUCUUUCCUUCGGAAUCCUUUACGAUGUACAUGUGAUGGAGGUUGAGAGUCUUUGCUCUGAUUCGCUCCAGAAAGUUUUGGCUGUCAACAUAAAUAUCUACCAAAUGCAAGUGUUCAGCUUAAUGGGAUCCAGGAGGCAUCCUGUUCUCCUGAGAUGUAAAGUUUUGUGUUUCAGUGUACAUAAUUGCUGUUGCACAACUCUCUGGAUUCAGCAUCUAUGGCUGUUAAUGGAUCUUGCAUUUAGAAGAGAACUGCUUCUAAGCAAUUACUGCUUAUUUACUAUUA